Gadus chalcogrammus (walleye pollock) is the source of this 4159-nucleotide messenger RNA. RefSeq names its product elongator acetyltransferase complex subunit 1 (gene elp1). The coding region runs from base 188 to 4138 and encodes 1316 amino acids. Gene Ontology annotation, biological process: tRNA wobble base 5-methoxycarbonylmethyl-2-thiouridinylation. Gene Ontology annotation, molecular function: protein binding; tRNA binding. Lineage: Eukaryota; Metazoa; Chordata; Actinopteri; Gadiformes; Gadidae. Gene Ontology annotation, cellular component: cytosol; elongator holoenzyme complex. The record is from RefSeq and is a predicted model, not a curated record. The transcript is spliced from 36 exons.
GGGCUGCAUCUCAAUACUACAGUUGAAAGGUCGUGGCUUGACAGGGAUGGAUGCCACAUGUGUGUGUUGAUGUCGGUGUGUUGUUAUGCUGUAAUGUGGACACACUGUGUGGGCUCUUGUUAUUGGUUUUGAGCGGCAAUACGGCAUUGGAAGACGUGCCAUCGACGUGUCUUGCCCUGAAUGCAAAAUGCGGAAUCUCAAGCUAUUAAAGAGCCUGUGCAAUGCCGAGUUGUCCCACAGCGCCGGUAGCCCUCUGUGUGUUGCUGUGCGCUCUGACACCGACUCAUUACUCCUGGCUUCCGAGUUCUCCAUCAUUGAAUUCGACCCAAGAACUGGUCAGGUGGUGAACGAUGUCUCGCUGACAGAGAAGGGUUACAUGCCCGACGAUGGCAGUGGGAAGCUGGUUGGGAUACAGGAGCUGGCCGAACUGGAGUCUGUGUGUGUUGCCACGGCCACCGGUGAUGUCAUCCUCUACAACCUGACUACCAAUGAGGUAGAAUGUGUUGGCAGUGUUGAGAGCGGCCUUACCGCCAUGAGCUGGAGUCCGGAUGAGGAACUGGUAGCACUCACCACUGGCCAGCAGACCGUUAUCAUGAUGACCAAGGAGUUUGAGCCAAUCACAGAGGUGGGCAUCCACCAGGAUGACUUUGGUGAAGGAAAGUUCAUCACUGUUGGAUGGGGGAAGAAGGAGACCCAGUUCCACGGCUCUGAAGGGAAGCAGGCAGCCCAGAAGAAAACGCUGGAGGUGCAGCCGGCCAUGGCCUGGGAUGACCGCCGGCCCCGGGUGUCGUGGCGGGGGGACGGCCAGCUGUUUGCCGUCAGCGCUGUGUGUCCCCAGACGGGGGCCCGGCGUGUCCGGGUGUGGAGCCGAGAGGGGGUUCUGCAGGCCACCAGCGAGAGCCUCAACGGGCUGGAGCAGGCCCUCUGCUGGAGACCCUCGGGGAGCCUGAUCGCGUGCACCCAGCGCCACCCCAACAAGCACAGCGUGGUCUUCAUGGAGAAGAACGGCCUGCUUCACGGCGACUUCACCCUACCCUGCAGCAGAGACCAGGCCAAGGUGAAGGAGCUGCUGUGGAACAGCGACUCCACGGUCCUUCUGGUGUGGUUGGAGGACGUGCACUCUGGGGCAGACGGACACAUCAGUACCGAGCUGCAGCUGUGGGCGGUGGGGAACUACCACUGGUACCUGAAGCAGAGCCUGGCCUUCGGCCGGGACCCCCAGCGGGCGCCGGCCUGCGUGCACUGGGACCCCCAGCGCCCCCUGAGGCUCCACGUGGUGACGCGCGGCUGGGCCAGCCUGACGUACGACUGGGGCUGGGCCACGGACCGCAGCACCGGCCUGGACGCCAGCGACAACGCCAACGUGGCCGUGAUCGACGGAGACAAGAUCCUGGUGACCACCUUCCGCCAGGGGGUGGUGCCUCCGCCCAUGUGCUCCUACGAGCUCCAGCUGACCUCUCCGGUCAACCUGGUCACCUUUCUGUGCCAGACCCAGAAGAGCAAUCACCUGGCAGCCAUGACGGCAGACGGGCAGAUAUCAGUCUUCGGCCCCGACUCUGGGAAACCGUCUACCGAGCGACCGGGGGGGUUCAGAGUGGUGUCCCUGCCCCUGGUUCUACGCAACACCUACAGCGUGCCGGGGCUCCCAGUGGCCCCUCUGGCCAUCAGACAGCUCCUCUGGCUGAAGGAGGACCUGCUCCUGGGCCUGGGCACUGGGAUGCUGCCUUCGUCCUCUACCCUCCUCUUCCUCAGCCCUGCCCCUCACCCGGAGGCCCCAAACGCCCUCAGCAACAGGCUGGAGGUGGCGGUGGACGGGGUUGUGACGGGCAUGGCGUACAGCUUCCAGAGCAGGACGGUGGCCCUGCAGCUCGAGGACGGCCAGACACGGAGGCUGAUCUGGGAUUCAGAAUGUCCGUCGGUGGAGGACUGGACGGACUUCAGCGGCUGUCCGAUGAACUUCCCGGUCCCGUGUGUGCAGAUGGCUCUCUGCACCGUCAGUGAAGAGGAGAUCCUGCUGGGCCUGACGGACCGAAGCCACCUCUACGCUGGAGAUACCCAGCUGGCCUCCAAUGUCUCCUCCUUUGUGGUCUACGAAGACUUCCUCCUCGUGACCACGCACGCGCACACCUGCCGCUGCCUCCACCUGGGCACGCUGACCGUCAAAGGGCUGCAAGAGGCUCUUGGGUCAGACGGAGGUCAGAACGAUGAGACUCUGCGGCGGGUGGAGAGGGGGUCCAAGAUCGUGACGGUGGUGACCCAAGACUCCAGGCUGAUCCUGCAGAUGCCUCGGGGGAACCUGGAGACGGUCCACCACCGGGCUCUGGUGUUGGCCCAGCUCAGGAAGCAGCUGGACUGCCUCAAGUUCCGUGAUGCGUUCGAGUGCAUGAGGAAGCUGAGGAUCAACCUCAACUUCAUGUACGACCACAACCCCAAGGUGUUCCUGGAGAACGUGGAAUCCUUCAUCACUCAGUUAAACUCCAUUAACCACAUCAACCUCUUCCUCACGGAGCUCCGAGAGGAAGACACCACUGGAACCAUGUACCCCAGACCUCUGAACGUCCCAGGGCCGUCUCCCAUGACCAGAGCCAAGAAGUUGGAUGUCGUGUGUGAUGCGUUUCGCCACACGAUGGAAUCAAUGGAUCCGGACAAAUACUGCCUUUCCAUCCUGACCAGCCAUGUGAAGAAGACAGUCCCUGAGUUGGAGAUCGCUCUGCAGAAGGUUCACGACCUGAGAGCAAAGCCCCCUGGAGCUGCAGGUGUGGUAGGGGCUGAAGAGGCCCUGAAGUACCUACUCUUCCUGGUCAACGUCAACGACCUGUACGACCAAUCGCUGGGCACUUACGACUUCGACCUGGUCCUCAUGGUGGCCGAAAAGUCCCAGAAGGACCCCAAAGAGUACCUUCCCUUCCUGAACAAGCUGAAGACCCUGGAGCCAAACUACCAGCGCUACUCCAUCGACAAGCACCUGAAGAGAUACAGCAAGGCCCUGCUGCACCUCAGCAAGUGUGGAGAGGAGCAUUUCCCUGAAGCUCUGGGUCUGGUGAGGGAGCAGAAGCUCUUCAGUGAAGCCCUGGAGCUGUACCCGGCACACAGCCCUCACUACAAGGCGCUGAGCUGUGCCUACGCCGAGCACCUCGUCGCCCAACAGCAGCCGGAGCAGGCGGGCCUGUUGCUAUGGCGCUGUGGCGAGCCGGGCCGCGCGCUGCAGGCCUUCGUCAGCGCUAGCAGCUGGAGGCACGCGCUGUGUGUGGCGCAGCAGGUGCCCCUCCCCCCCGAUCAGCUGUCUCUGCUGGCCAGAGACAUGGCAGAGAGGCUGAUCGACCAGCGGAGGUACGCUGAGGCCGCGCUGCUCCUCGACCAGUACGCUAAGGACUGCGAGGAGGCCAUCUCAGCCCUGAUCAAAGGAGCCGUCUGGGAAGAGGCCCUCCGAUUGGCUUACAGGCACAACCGACAAGACAUCAUCGAGACCGACCUCAAACCUGCGCUGCUAGAAGCCUUCGCUUCCCAUACGUCCUUCCUGGAGAACAACACAGCCCUGUUUGGUCGCCAUAGGAACCGCCUGUCCGUGGUCCUGGAGCUGAAGGAGAAGGCCAGGCUGGACAUGCUCGACGAGGACGGACCAGACUGUCCCGAUGCUGAACUCUACUCGGAGGCCAGCAGUGUGAUGAGCAACUCCAAACACUCCAGCAGUAUCUCCAGGAUCUCCUCGAGGUCCUCUAAGAACCGGCGGAAGGCAGAGCGUAAGAAGUGGAGUCUGAAGGAGGGCAGCCCCUUAGAGGACGUCGCGCUGCUACAUGCCCUGGCCGACAUCAUCAGCACCGUGGACAAGAUACGAGAGGAGCUCCACAGCCUCCUGAAGGCCCUGGUUCUGUUCCAGUACGACCGACAGGCCCAGAAGCUGCAGCUGGCCUACGAGGAGGCCCUGCUGAUGAUGGAGGCGGCGAUCCCCGAGGUGUGGUCGGACGGCGGCCUGCCGAGCCAAACCCCGGUCACUGGUCCCGACUCCACAGCCAAUAGCAUCACGGCUUCCUUACAGAACCAAGCCAGGCCCACCAGCCUUCCACUUCCAGACGCUGAGAUGCCCACAGUGCCGAAGAUGAGAAGCGGUGUCAAAUGGAAACUUACGAUUCUUAAGUAGUUUUUUUUUUUUUUUUUUUUU